This is a messenger RNA of Labrus mixtus (cuckoo wrasse), 4296 nucleotides long. Its product is annotated as neuroblast differentiation-associated protein AHNAK. Gene Ontology annotation, cellular component: cytoplasm; costamere; nucleus. Gene Ontology annotation, molecular function: protein binding. Bases 203 to 3874 code for a protein of 1223 amino acids. The record is from RefSeq and is a predicted model, not a curated record. Gene Ontology annotation, biological process: regulation of RNA splicing. NCBI's taxonomy places the organism in Eukaryota, Metazoa, Chordata, Actinopteri, Labriformes, Labridae. The transcript is spliced from 5 exons.
UAGCUUUAAGAUAUAGGCAUUUAACUGGCUAAGACAACACGUCGUGCCUGACAGAGCAGCAGUGAUACAGUGAAGAGGAAACAUCUCUGCUUGGUUAGCUGGAGGUGUCACCAGCAGGAGCAAACGAUAUCUUUGUGGUGAAUCGAGUUUCCAGGCUUUUUUUUACUGCUGGAUAUGUGGAUGUAAAUCAAACUGAGAAAUUAUGAGCCUGGACAUGCAGAGAAGAAGUAUAUCAGACAGCCUCAUCCUGGACGACACCGGAGACGGAGUUAUCAUUACAAGAAUCACAGAUGACAGGGUUGCAGCACAGAGUGGCCUGCAAACAGGGGAUGAGAUUGUUGCAGCCACUAUUCACCUAGAUCACCUCAACAAAUAUGAAGUGCUGAACAUCCUGAAGGUCCUGGAGCCAUAUGAUAAAAACAUGAAAGUUCUCACAAAGAAGGAGCUGAACACAAGUGCUGGCCUUGGCUCCUUGGGAUUAGGUCUUGGAGACCCUUCAGAGAUGCUCAACCUAAAGAAGGAUCUGUCACUGAAUGCAAAUUCUGAGGCACCUGCUUUUUCCCUUAAUGGCCUGAGUGGAAAUGUAAAUGCUGGGCAGGGUUUGGGGGGUGAUAUUAAUGGUCCCACUCUCAAUGGAGACAUCCCCAGUUUCAGUCUAAACAAGCCCUCAGCCAAUGCUGGGACCAAGUUCUCCAUGCCCUCCCUAGGUCUGACUGGACCAGAUGUAAAAGGAGACCUAGAUGGCACUCUAAAAACACCUGAUUUCAGUGUCUCAACCCCCAAGAUAGACACUACCAGUCCCUCUAUUGACAUUGAAAAACCAGACAUCAAAACAGGCAAUGCGAAAUACAAGCCCCCAAAAUUCACAAUGCCACACUUCAAUAUGCCGAGGUUCAAAACCCCAACAGCAGAAGCAGAUCUUCCAGGAGGGACAAUCAAUGGAAAUCUAGAGGCACCUGACCUCUCUCUUUCAGGCCCAGAAGUGGAUCUGAAAACCCCUGAUAUAAAUCUGAAAGCCCCAAAUGCUGAUCUCGAUGCACCCUCAGGAAAAAUUAAAUGGCCUCAUCAAAACUGGAAAUUACCCAAGCUUAAAGGUCCAGAUGCUGACUUAAAUGCUGAACUGCACACACCUAAUGCCAGCCUGUCAACACCAAAGAUCGAUGGGGAUUUAAGUGCACCAGAUGUAAAUGUUAACCUGCCCAAAGCGGACAUUAAAGGCCCUGAUGUGAAUGUUCAAACCCCUAAUCUUGACAUUGACGCUCCGUCAGGUAAAUUCAGGACUUGGAAAUUUAAGAAACCCAAAUGGCAUGGUUCAAAACCUGAUCUAGACUUAGAUGCAAAUGUGAAUGCACCAGAUGUUGAUCUCUCGGCUCCAAAAAUGAAGGGGGGAAUUAAUACCCCAGACAUUAAUAUGCCUGAUGCUGACCUCAAAGGUGCUGAUCUAGAUGUAGAGGCUCCAUCCGGCAAAUUCAACUGGUUUCAUAAGUUAAAGAAACCCAGACUUCACGGUCCAAAAGCAGAUCUGAAUCUUGGUGCAGAUGGUGAUCUCUCUGUUCCAAAACUUGAUGGUGAGUUUAGCACACCAGGUGUUGGUCUGAAUUUGCCCAAAGCUGAUGUUGAUGUUAAUGUACCAGACGCUGACCUUGAUGCUCCCUCAGGCAAAAUCAAGUUCCCAACACUCAAAAGGCCCAAGUUUUUGCUCUCUGGGCCAAAGGUAAAAACCCCAGACGUUGAUGUUGAUUAUGAUGCGAAAGCACCAGACCUCAGUGUCCCUCCUUUAUCCCUUGAUGGACCGAAUGUUGAUGUUAACGCACCAAAUGUAGAUAUUGACACUCCGUCCGGGAACCCCAAAUGGUUCAAUCUCAAAAAGCCAAAGUGGGGACUGUCAGGUCCUAAGGUUAAUGGUCCAGAUGUGGAUCUGGAUGCUGAUAUCUCUGCUCCUGACUUGAGUCUCCAAGCUCCAAAGAUUGAUGGUGAGAUAAAUGCUCCAGAUGUAAAUCUGAAGUUACCAAGUGCUAACCUAGAAGCCCCAAAGAUCGAUGCUCCAGAUGUUGAAGCUCCGUCUGGAUUAUUCAAAUGGUUCAAAAAACCUACAUUUGGCACACUGAGGGGUCCAAAGGCUGACAUUGAUGCUGAUAUGAGUGCACCAAAUUUAGACCUCAAGGCACCAGAUGUCAACCUUUCAGCACCAAAAGUUGACGGUGGAUUUGAUGGACCAGACUUUGAUGUCACCCUACCCAAAGCCGGUAUUAAAGGUCCAAAUAUGGAAGUUGAUAGUCCAGAUCUCAAACUUGACUCGCCAGAUGGUAAACUAAAGUUUCCUACAAUGAAACUACCAAAAUUUAAAGGACCCAAAGUCAAGGGUCCUGAGUUAGAUGCUAAUUUAGACACACCCAACAUUAAUCUUGACUCACCUAAAAUUGACCUGGAUGCACCAAAUGUAGACCUAAAAACACCAGAUCUCUCCCUGUCUAAGCCAAAAAUCAAAGGCGGUUUCGAUGCCCCAGAUUUUGGCAUUGACCUGCCAAAAUUUAACAUAGGAGGACCAAAGGCUGAAUUACCUAAUGCAGAACUAAAGACUCCCAAUGUCUCUGUUUCUGAUCCUAAUGUUAAAUUGCCAAAAUCUGAUGUCAAAGCACCUGAUUUCAAUCUUUCAGCCCCCAUAAUUAAAGGAGAUCUCAGUGCUCCAAAUUUAAAUCUGAAUGCUGAUCUCAACACAGACCUUAAGGCCCCCAACUCUAAUAUCACUUUACCAAAGGGUGACAUCACCAUGCCUAAAGUAGAUCUUAAAGGACCUGAUGCACAGUUGAAAACACCAGAUCUGGAUGUUGAUUCCGGUCUUGGCAACUUUAAAAUGCCAAAUUUGAAGCUUCCAAAAUUCGGACUAUCAGAUACUUCAGUCAAGUCGGGAGUAGGGGCACCACAGGUAAACAUUGACACUCCUACAGCUAAUGUCGACUUGGCUCCUACAGUUGACCUAAGUGGACCAAAGCUAGAUGGUGAUUUCGGAGGAGCCAAAUUAGAUGUGAAAGCUCCAAAUGUAGAUGCCAACAUUGAAAAGUCCAAAUUUCCACAUUUCAAGUUUCCCAAGAUUAACUUUCCAGGAAACAAUGUAAAGGCUCCAGAGAUUGAUGCAACUGGAAACCUUGACCUCUCUCCUGAUUUGAAGCUCAAAGCUCCCAGUGUUGAAGGAGGAAUCAGUCCACCUGAUGUCAGUGUCUCUGGUCCGGAAGUGGGUGCUAACCUCAACAAACCUAACCUGGGUAUCACAGCUGAAGCAGAUGCUGCUAUUAAGGAAUCUCCAAAAAGUAAGCUGAAAUGGCCCUUUAAAUUUGGACGAAAGUCUGUUUCAGGUGAUGAGGAGGGAAAUGAUGUUGAAUUUGAAACUGGCGCCUCAAAUGAUGAUGUAGAGGUUCCUGCAUUCAAAUUCCACAAACUGCCCAGAAACAGCAUUGACGGCACUUUAGAUAUUGGUGAAUCCCUAGGCUUACCAAAACUUGAGCCAGAGGAUUAUGUCCUCAGCAAAGGAGUCCGCCUGCCAAUACUAAACACAACAUCAAAAUCGGGAGAGAAAAUUGACAUUCUGGAGAGAUUAAAAAUGGCGAAGGAAAAAUUACCAUCCACUAACGUCUCACCAACUGAAGCAAAGAAUAAUGUUGAUCUGAAGUUUGCUGCCCCAAGUCUUGAUGUCAAGGCCUCCACAGAAGGAAAAGAUUCCUCUUUGGUGAGGGGAGGCACUUUCAAAGUAGAAAAGCCAGACGCUGUACUGGGCAUUGUAGCCCCUCAAAUUUCGACAUCAGAUGAAAAUGACAAAUUGUCAUUGAGUCUCUCCAAUAUGCUUGGCCUAAAUAUCAAGGAUUCAAGUGCUGACUGAUUCCUGCAAGGCUUACUUGACAUGUAAAGCUUGAGUCAAGAAUCAUUGUAAAUACAUGUAACUAAACAUUGGUUUGUGAACAUUAGGAGAAAUGUUUACUGUUCAUUUACACUUGCCAAUUUAUUUUCUGCAGACAAUGCCAGCUACAGUAUCUUUCUUGUGUAAUAAUUUUCAGUAGCCUAACAAUGACACUUGUUUCAUAAACCAUGUGUAUAUUCCUGUUAUUUAUACAAGAUUUCUUUCUGAAAAUGUAUGAUUUGCAAGUAUGUUCCUUUUUAAAUACCUGCCUCAGUAUUGAUUGUGAUAACACUGAGCUGUAAAGGAUUCCCAGAAGAGCUUCUAUUUACCUAAACAUUUUGUAAGAUAAGUGAACUGUGUGAGUGAGUGUUUUUGUUCAAUAAAUAUCUAAUAAUAUAAUGGAA